This is a messenger RNA of Anopheles coustani, 2168 nucleotides long. RefSeq names its product pescadillo homolog. Gene Ontology annotation, molecular function: RNA binding. NCBI's taxonomy places the organism in Eukaryota, Metazoa, Arthropoda, Insecta, Diptera, Culicidae. Bases 146 to 2044 code for a protein of 632 amino acids. Gene Ontology annotation, cellular component: PeBoW complex; nucleolus. The transcript is spliced from 2 exons. The record is from RefSeq and is a predicted model, not a curated record. Gene Ontology annotation, biological process: ribosome biogenesis; maturation of LSU-rRNA from tricistronic rRNA transcript (SSU-rRNA, 5.8S rRNA, LSU-rRNA).
AUGUGCGGUUGGUGUUUUGUUCGCAGUGGUACAAAACGUGAUAUUUUAUCCUGAAUCGUGGUCUUUUAGUGGUUUUGUUUGAUUCUCGUUGCGAAGCGUUUCAUUCGGUUGUACAAGUGCGUCGCGUUCAUACUACUCCGCUACAAUGGUGAAGCGAUUUCACAAGUACAAAACGGGUGAGGGUGCCCUGUACUACACGCGGAAAGCUGCGAUGAAUAAACUGCAGCUAUCCAUGCGUGACUUCCGGCAGCUAUGCAUCCUGAAGGGAAUUUAUCCGCGCGAGCCGAAGAACCGGGCCCGUGCUCAGCAAGGCUCGCGGGAUAUCAAAAUCCUGUAUCACAAGAAAGACAUCACCUUCUUGCUGCACGAACCGAUCGUUUGGACACUGCGUGAUCGUAAGAUUUACAACCGACGCAUCUCGGAAGCCUCGCACAAGAAAAAUGGCAAGCUGCUAAAUAUCCGCAUGAACAACUAUCCAGAAAUGAAGCUCGACCACAUCGUCAAGGAGCGCUACCCGACGUUCAUUGAUGCGAUCAAGGAGCUCGACGACUGUAUGACCCUGCUGUUUCUGUUCAGCACCUUUCCGGCUUCGAAAGUUAUUACCCGCGACCUGACGAAAAUGGCCCGCAGGCUGACGGUCGAGUUUAUGCACUACAUCAUCGUUGCUCAGGCGCUGCGCAAGGUGUUCGUUUCUAUCAAAGGCUACUACUUCCAGGCGGAAAUUAAGGGCGAAACGGUGACGUGGAUCGUGCCACACUACUUCCCACACUCGCCGCAUCGCGGGGAAAUGGUUGAUUAUGGCAUCAUGCGAUCGUUCGCGGACUUCUUCGUUGUGAUGGCCGGGUUCAUUAACUUCCGCCUGUACCAUUCGGUCAAUCUCGUGUACCCACCACAGUUUUCGCACUCGCUAGAUUCUGAUGAAACUAUCGACAAAGAGGAUUCAUUUAUUUCCGAACGCAUUGCGGCCCUGAACACGGAGCUGCUUCGGUCGGACGGAGGCAACUCGGGUACGGCUGAGGAAGAAACGGAGACGCUCGAUUGGACGGGCAUCAACGAAGACGUACCGCACGUGAAUCAGAUCCGCGAGGAGGCGCAAAGCGUGCAGAAACUCAAAACGCUCUUUAAAGGUCUCAAGUUUUUCCUGAACCGUGAGGUGCCCCGUGAACCACUGGUGUUUAUCAUUCGUUGCUUCGGUGGUAAGGUGUCCUGGGAUCGGAAAAUGUAUGUUGGCGCGACGUUCGACGAGUCGGACGAAACGAUCACGCACCAGAUCGUCGAUCGGCCGAGCGUGCCCAAGCAGUACAUUUCACGCGAUUACAUCCAACCGCAGUGGUUGUUCGAUAGCGUUAACCAACGGAAGCUUCUACCCACGAACAAGUAUUUCAUCGGUGCCGUUCUGCCACCGCAUCUGUCUCCGUUCAAUCGGGACAAUGUGAUUUACGUACCGCCGGAGGAGCUGUCACUUAAGCAGGGCGGUGAUGACGGAAACGGUAACGAGUUCGAGCGACCGGGUCGACGACGCGGUGAGGAACAGGUAUCUGACGACGAGGAAGUGGUGGAUACAUUCAAAGAACAGCAGGAGCAGGUACAGCGUGAUUAUGCGCUGUUGAAGGCAUUCAACGAUGAGAAAACGACAGAUUUUAAUUCGGGCCCCGAUGUGAACGAUGCCGCCAGUGAUGCGGAAAAGAACGAUCAGGAUGCGGAAGGAGAAGACGAUGAGGAGCAAGAGAGCUCAAAUGCCGGAGCAAAGAAGAAAUCGGCCCAAAAGAAAACAGGUGCCCCGAAGGGUAUGGCCGUCGUGAGUGGAAAGGUGUUCAAGGAGGAUGAAGUCGAGCAGAGGAAAUUAACCAAGCAGGAGGAGGCGCUCCGGGCGAAGUUGGUCAAAUCGAAGCACCGUAAACUGUACAAGAUGAUGAUGGAGAAGAAAAAGAAGGCCGAAAAGGAGGCGAACAUCCUGGCGAUGAAGCGUGCGAAGAUCGAGAAGGACAAGAAGCGCGACCAGGUGACGAAGCGGAAGGAACAGAGAAAGAAAAUUUUGACGUAAACGAACAUGAAACGUGGCGUGAUGCGAUUGGGCAGAAGUUUCCAAGAAAUGCAUCUUAUUCUAAUGCUUGUUGUGCAAACGGUUUUUGUCCAACAUUAAUAAAUUUCUCUUAUUACACACUUUU